Nothobranchius furzeri (turquoise killifish) is the source of this 1048-nucleotide messenger RNA. RefSeq names its product gastrula zinc finger protein XlCGF57.1. Gene Ontology annotation, biological process: regulation of gene expression. The record is from RefSeq and is a predicted model, not a curated record. Lineage: Eukaryota; Metazoa; Chordata; Actinopteri; Cyprinodontiformes; Nothobranchiidae. Gene Ontology annotation, cellular component: nucleus.
UUACCAUGAAAACAAUGCUGCACUUUUUAAACCCCUUCUGACUCUGCGACCUACGAGAGGACAUUCUCAACCUGCAGAGGAUAGUUGAUCAUCUUCACAGAAACGAGGUUAUUCCUGGAUAGAGGAGAGGAACGGAGCGUCACCAACAGGAAAAUGACGUCACUGGAAGAGAACCAGACCUGCAAAGAAGAGAAGGUUGAGAAUGAACUGAGUGUCAGACCGUUGACUCAACCGACCAAAACGGCAAAGAAGCUGCACUGCUGCAACCAUUGUGACAAGAUCUUUGAUUUUCCCUCUGGGUUAAAACAUCACCAGUGGAUCCACACAGGAGAAAAGCCAUUUCCCUGUGACCAGUGUGGGAAGCGUUUUACUUACCCAGGGAAUCUGAAACGUCACCAGCAGGUCCACUCAGGGGAAAAGCCAUUUACCUGUGACCAGUGUGGGAAGCGUUUUACUCGCUCAGGGAAUCUGAAACAUCACCAGCAGGUCCACACAGGGGAAAAGCCAUUUACCUGUGACCAGUGUGGGAUGCGUUUUACUCGCUCAGGGAAUCUGAAACAUCACCAGCAGGUCCACACAGGGGAAAAGCCAUUUACCUGUGACCAGUGUGGGAUGCGUUUUACUUACCCAGGGAAUCUGAAACGUCACCAGCAGGUCCACACAGGGGAAAAGCCAUUUACCUGUGACCAGUGUGGGAAGCGUUUUACUCGCUCAGGGAAUCUGAAACAUCACCAGCAGGUCCACACAGGGGAAAAGCCAUUUCCCUGUGACCAGUGUGGGAAGCGUUUUACUCGCUCAGGGAAUCUGAAACAUCACCAGCAGGUCCACACAGGGGAAAAGCCAUUUCCCUGUGACCAGUGUGAGAUGCGUUUUACUUACCCAGGGAAUCUGAAACGUCACCAGCAGGUCCACACCAGAGAGCAGCAGUAACAUCUGUGACCAGUAUAGAAAGUUUGAGUGUCACCAUCAGCAUAGUAACCUUUGUUUCACCAGGGAUACAAAGUUUCAACGACAUUGUUUCAAUAAUAUAAUUCUGCAUUCAAUUAAA